CACGGCUGCAGUGCAUUGGAUAUUGAAUGUGUAUGCCGUUGUCGUGAAUAUAGUGCUCAAUAUUUUGCUUCGCCCCAUAGCAAUGUCUCGUUGCUUCCAAGACUGAUGUAUACUUGACCAUGGAGUCAUUCCCCAAACCAGACGGCCCUGAGGCCUUUGACGCGGCGCUGCCCUUCAAGGCCGUCGUCAUUUGCUGCACCAGCGUUGCGGCUGAUCUUCGAACCGAACUAGACCACCAGGCUGGCCAAAUGGGUGGCACCCACAAAUAUGACCUUACUCCAGACGUCACGCAUCUGAUCGUGGGAGAGUACAAUACCCCCAAAUACCGUCACGUCGCCAGAGAACGGCCCGAUGUCAAGCCAAUGGCUGCUGGAUGGAUCCAAGCCGUCCGAGACUUGUGGGUAAACGACAAAGAGAUUGACUUCCACAAGUUGGAGGCCGAGUGGACCCUCAAGCCUUUCGAAACCAGCGGCGGCCUGGCACAAGAAGACCGUGGCAGACUGCUCUGCUGCCUUACUGGCUUUCUUGAUAGCGAGCAGCGCCAGUCUAUCGAGGACACAGUUAGGGCAAAUGGUGGCAACUACACGGGCGAUUUGUCCAAAGCUGUCAGCCAUCUCAUUGUGUACCAGCCCGAGGGAAAGAAGUACAAAGCAGCUAAGAACUGGGGCAUCCCGACCGUCUGCAUAGAGUGGCUCCAAGACAGUGUGGAGAGAGGCAUGAUACUGGACGAAAAGUGCUACGACCCAGCUUUGCCAAAGGGAGAGAGAGGAAAGGGAGCCUGGAUGCCCAAGGAGGCCAAACGCAUUUUGUCGGGAAAGCGGCCGAGAGAAGGCCCUCCUGCAGCCCCCGACGAUGGACGGAGAAAGUUGCGCAAGACGGCCAGCAUGAAACUCGACAAACAAAGCGCCAACCUGUGGGAUGACAUUCUCUUUAAGCAGCCAUCUGCAAACCCUCAGGCAACCCAACAGCGAGCCGGACUGGAGCAGAGAGCGGUAACCAUGCCCGUUACCGCCCCCGCUGGCAGCUCCCUUGCAUCUUUCACCGUCAACCAUCCUCUGUCGCUGCCUCAAGCUGGAGCCGGCCAGAGCCAGCCAGACGGUCGCAUCUUUUCCGGUUGUCGGUUUUUCGUGCACGGCUUCUCUCGACAGCAAUCACAAGUCGUCUACGAACACUUGGAAUCUCACGGCGCCCAGAUCUCUUCGUCGCUCGCUGACGCCGCAUCUCCUGUGCAUCCCGAAGAGCAGCGCUUCCUCCUUGUUCCCCAAAGCUCUCAACCCAACACACACCCGCUCUUGCCCGACGGUGUGCACAUCGUGACCGAGUUCUACAUCGAGCGAUGUAUUUAUUACAAGCGGCUGUUUGAUCCGAACGAGCACGUGUUUGGGCGCCCAUUUCCGCAGUUCCCGAUUGAAGGAUUCCAGAAAUUGACUAUAAGUACCGCUGGCUUUAAAGACGUGCAGACGCAUCAGGUUUCCAAAACCGUCACACAACUGGGCGCAGAGUACCGAGCAAGCCUCAAUCGUCAGAGCUCGUUGCUGAUAUGUCCCUCGAUAGAUGAAGUCUCCAAGCAAAAGUUGGACUUUUGCUUACUGACCAAAAUACCCGUCGUCAAUAUGGAGUGGCUAUACCAGUGUAUUACAACUGGUUUUCUCGUUCCUUGGGACAAAUUUUUGUUUCCGGAGCUGAAGCAGCGGCUUUCUAUCGACGUGGAUCCCGCUUUGGAGAAGGAAAGACAGAAACUCAAGAGAUCGCGGUCGGAGCCUGCUGCGAAGCAGAAGGCCGACUUUCGUGCUCCGCCCUCCAAGGCGACAGUGGACCGGACAGCAUUCGAAAACAAUACCCCUCUCGCACAGGCACGAGAGGGCUCUGCGUCCGAGGGAAAGGACCCAAAUGAGUCGUACUACGAAACCGCAAGAAGUAAUCUAGCCGAUAGUGUAGAUGGGGAACAGGUGGCUGCACCCUUAACGGAAGUGUCAGAAAAUGUGCUGAAUAAGUCACCAUCGGCGAAGCUGGACCAGCUGGACCAGCCUCCCCGAAUGCCAUUGCAGCGAUUUCCAACGGGGGGCACGAUCGCUGACUCGGAAGGCGGAGAUGAAUCAGAUGCUGCAUCUAUACGGACAGACAAGGCGCCAUCCGUCCCAGACGUUGAGGCGGCACGGAACCGCAAAGCAGAGGAUGCCGAAAUGACACAAAAACGGUUGGCAGACGAAGCCGAGGCCGCACGAAAGCGCAAGGUAGAAGAAGAGAAAACAGCUGAACGCCUAGCCCUUGCAAAGAACUUGAUGUCUCUUGUCGACGCCACUGCUGAAGCGGCUGCUUCGGAGGGCAACGAGUCGUUCAACCAAGCCUCAGCAGUAGGACCCAAACGUCGCAAGCGAGAGAUACUGGGCCGAGCAGUCAGCAAUGUAUCCGCCACUUCUUCGGCAAGCGCUGAAUCAUCCAUGACCGCCACUGCAACAAAGGUUCCCCAACAGCCAACGGCCAGACGAGUGGACUCGAACAAGAGCGCGCCCGGUGCAUUGGGGCUCCUUGAGGGUAUGCUUGAUGGGCGGGACAUGAGUGCGGAGACGGAAGGGGAGAAACCACCUGCGGCAACGCAGUUGGACUACGAUAACCCAGAGGCGCGGAAACACCGCGCUGCGGUGGUGGACCGCAUGAUGGGGAACAAGAAGGCGGCGCCUAGGAAGAGCUUGGAGAAACCCACGCUGGAGGGAUUGAAGGGUGAUGAUCCUACGAGUACGAGGAGGAGCAGACGGCGUUGAGGCGGUUGGUACAGGUCCAAGUACAGGAAAAGUAGACUGAGGUUGGAUUAUGUCUGCUCUAUGAAUUUCACGGGAUAUGAGGAGCAUUGAGUAGGCGCAGGGUAGGAUACCAAUCAUGAGAAUAACAAGCAUUAUAUAAAGCAUUUGAG
Pseudomassariella vexata is the source of this 2911-nucleotide messenger RNA. RefSeq lists its product as uncharacterized. Gene Ontology annotation, biological process: mitotic G2 DNA damage checkpoint signaling; mitotic DNA replication checkpoint signaling; DNA replication initiation. NCBI's taxonomy places the organism in Eukaryota, Fungi, Ascomycota, Sordariomycetes, Amphisphaeriales, Pseudomassariaceae. The transcript is spliced from 2 exons. Bases 120 to 2762 code for a protein of 880 amino acids. The record is from RefSeq and is a predicted model, not a curated record.